Messenger RNA from Harpegnathos saltator (Jerdon's jumping ant), 5260 nucleotides. RefSeq lists its product as uncharacterized. Bases 2370 to 3503 code for a protein of 377 amino acids. The transcript is spliced from 5 exons. NCBI's taxonomy places the organism in Eukaryota, Metazoa, Arthropoda, Insecta, Hymenoptera, Formicidae. The record is from RefSeq and is a predicted model, not a curated record.
GGCCAUCUAUCGUUGAGUUGGUUUCAGUCAGUUCGUUCUCGAUCGUCUGUUGCUUAGUAUGCUCGUAUUUUGUCGCGCUUUGUUCGUUUAAUUCGUCACGACUACGUGCGUGCGCGCAUAGGGACGUAUAUGUGCGAUUAGGAAAACGCGCUGUGAGAAACGAACUCGUCGCGAGUCGCGGAAGCAAGAAGAAGCCACGAGUUAGCAAGUUGAUACGACGAUACGCAUCUUGUGCAACACGCGAGACAUCGCGAGAACGAUAGAGGCGGAAAGAGAGAGACACAAAGUUAGAGUGAGAAAAAGAGGAAGAGAGAGAGAGAAAAAGGUGAAAAAGAAAGAAAGGAAGAAAAAGAGACAGAGCGAGAGAUAAGAGCCGCAAAAAAAUGGCUGAGAUUGACGCGAAAGUGAACAUGUCGCUCGGUAAGUGGCCAGUGUCCAUUCCAACAGUCUCUAACGGUUUCGCCAGUAAAAGAAAGUCCCGGGCAUAUUGCCCGGGCACGUUGCCCCUUUGUCGAUACGGUCGACUAGAAAAUGGCGUCGUGACGUGCGUACGUGCCUGCGUCUGUGCGUAUGCACGUGCGCGCGUAGAGUGCCUGCAUUUGUUUUCACAUUUGUAUAGUUUAUCCGCACGCGCGCAACGGGUUCACCGUUCAAGGCCGACCAAAGGACUAUGCGAGAAAAAAAAAAUUACAUGCCGAACAAGCACAAUCCUUGUCCGCUGCGUGAUCAAUCGGCACGUUUUGUCGGUGGUCGAAAAGAAAAAAAGUCACGACGCAUGUCGUGCGAGGGAAGAGAUGUUAUUCUUCAACGUUCUUAUACGAGAAAGAGCUAGAGGGAAGGAGAGGGGGUGAAGUGCGCGCCAAACUUUCUUCGAUACACGUUGCUCCUUAGCUCGUAUCAUUCUUCUCGAUUGUGCUACGUUGGCAUUGUCUGCAUUGUCUAUGUCGCGGUCGUUGCUGGAUUUCCUCGAGAGAGAGAGAGAGAGAGAGAGAGAGAGAGAAAAAAAAGAGAGGGUCAGGAAAACAAGGGGAUUCGAAUAGACAGGAAGAGACAGGAAUCGCAUGCCGCGACGAUUUAUACUCCUAAGGGGAAUUACUCGCUUAUGGGAAGAAAAACAACGAAGCUCGCAUGCGGGAGUCAUCGGGAGGAGCGACGGAAGAAGUUAUCUGCGUCCGUUUAGAUUUACCUUGAGACAAUCGGGCUCGCUCUCGCGUAAUCGUGAUAAUUUUGGCAGAAAAGCGACAUCUAGGGGCGAUGGGAGUGAGUCUAGAAGCAUGUCUGUGAGAAACUCGAGAGAAGCACGCAGGAACGAGGCGGAGGACCUUUCCGACUCCCACCGUAGUGGUUGAUCGUGCUUCUCGCAGUCGUGUGACCUUGCUUUCCUUCGCUCUGCUCAAGAAGAAAAGAGCUUAACCGGAAGCUGAUGGGAGUCCUGAUUAGAUCAUGAAAAAGCCGCGUGUACUUAGCUUAAGGACAAGAUGUCGAGAUUAGCAGGUGAGAACUAGAGAGAAUCGAGAUGCCAGAGAAUGUUGUGAUAAAACUGGCUCACAGACGUGCCAGCAAUUUGGAGAAAGAAACCGGAGGGACAGUAGUGCUGGGAAAACAUGUCGCGCCAGGGAAGCGAGUCAACAAAAAGGUCAAUUAGUUUUCAUAUAAUCUCUAGCAUAUGGUUGAGAUCUCCCUACAAUGAAGAGAGACGUCACUUGAUACAUUGUUAUGUUGUACAAGCAGACUCCAAACAACGUUGCUCCAUUUUAGUUUGGUUUCUGCAAAGAAGUCGAAAAUAUCCCUGAGACAGGCCUUGCAAAAGAUUAACGUUAAUUUUGUAUCAUUUCCCUCCAGGAUAUUGUUCGUUCCAACAGUCUUCAAGUAUACCAAUUACUGCACGACUUGGCAAGAUUCGUGGAUAGAAUGACUUUAUUCGAACCACUACAAUAGCCAGGAUCGAAAAGCUCGGCUUCAGCAGGCUGGAAAUUGGCAUUUGGAAAGUUCAAAGGCUCGGUCAUGUGAUAACUAUCUACAGCAAAGCCUGAUAUCCGUGUGAGAAAGUCAGACGCCAAGCAUACUCGUCGUUGUUGCGCAUACGAGCGUGACUCAUCGCCCCCCUCACGAAAAUCACCUCGCUUUCGCGGCGUCGCCGCGUGUGGGAGACGGUCGACGUUUGCGCAACUGCCCGUCGGUAUUUUUACCUGCUGUUGCACCGCGACGAUGACGAUGCUUUUUCCGCUCGACGGUCCACCAAAUAUGGGAAACGGGACACCACUUUGGCGAGAUGAUACACGCUGUAUUUUAUCCAUCGACCGUCAGCAGUGUGCAGGUCGUAACAGCUGGAUUCCGCUCCCGUUCGCGGCUCAGAUGAGAUCAUAAAGAUGGAGAAAAAGGAGAAAAAGAAAAAGGCCGGGACGAUCAACGGCGGCGUUAAACGCAACCGCGGCAGCGGUGUACGCGGCCGGGCCGGCUUUAGAGGAGGCAGAGGAAGUGCGAGAGUCAAUCGCAAUGUCGGCACCAUCGCGAAAAAAAAACAGACUUGGCAGAGCCGCGGGGCGAGUAAUAGUAACGUGCGCGGCAGCUUCGCGAAGAACCGCUACAAGAGGAAUCUCGUGAGAUCGCGGAGCAACCUGAGCUUAAAUCAGAAGACGAACAAUGCCAGAGGUGGUGGCGGUGCUGCUGGCUUCAACGCGGGUCGUCGCGGCAGAGGCGGCAACAGAUUCGGCUUGACGCGCAGCAGAAGCCGCACGAACCUGACGUUCAAUCAGGCCGGCUUCUUCACCAACAACAAGAGCCCGUUGCUCAAGAGGACGAACAGUCUGCCGAACCUGCGCGACCCGACCUCCGUGCAUAAUCGGCUGGGCUAUCAGAGCCCUGCUCAGAUUGCCUACCGCAACCGCGUGAAGCGGGCGAAGCAGCUACUGUUGCAGCGACAGAAUCAGAGACUGAGUCUGCAGAAUCAGCUCAGAUUGGCACAGACUGGAAAGACUCUGCUUUCGAUGCAACCGAGACCUCUUGAACGUAGGCAGCAGAUAUUAACAUCUCAACGUCGCUUCACCACCGGUGGAUUGCGAUCCGACCAGAUCGCCCGUGCACAGAGGCGUGCACAGUAUGAACAAAAAAUUGAAAGGAUGAACUCCGCCCUACUAGCACCCAGUCCAAAUAUUAACUUCAUGUGCACACUAGGAAGCGAUUAUACACCUACCAUGCGUCAACGGCCGCUCACCCUCGCGCAGAAUCGACACUCUGCAACAAUUAGUACUCCACGACAGAUGCCUAGGGGUCGAUCGCCAUACAGACAGAGCACACAAGGAUUAAACAUGGUUGGUCGAUCACCGUUAUUCGGCAGGGCACGCUCGCGAUCGAGAUCGCGAUCUCGCUCGCGUACACACAACACCGCCGCGUCGGAUUCCAGCGGUGAAGUCGACGAUCGUACUUUCAGCGAGGUUAUGUACAGCUUGUCAGGGAAUCUUGGCGUUACCGGACGAACCCUCAACGAUCGGUUUAGCUUUUGAAGAACAUAUGAUACCGAGACAGAAAUUUUACAUUUAGAUUUAUCGAGAAAGAUGUUAGAGAAGAAAGAGUAAUUAAUUUUUAUGCGUUAACAAACAUGGAUGACCUGAGAGCUGUUAAAUAAAAAUAAAGUUUUUUUCUUUUUAUCCCUCGCCGAAUUAAUGAUGAAAAAGCGCCAUAAAUUGAUAAAACGCAUGUUAACAGAUAUUUUGUCAUUUUUGUUUCGCAAGUGCAUAGAUUUAUUUUUGGGGUAAUAUAUCGUUUAUAUAUUGGUUUGUAACGUUGACGUGCAUAGAAAAUACCUCUAGAGGAAUUCUUAUUUGUGUUAAUAUUUUUAGAGAAAACGAACUACAGAGAGGAGUCAUCGUGUAUUUUCAUUAAAAUUUAUAAUGCUUCUUUAGAUAUAUGUCGUAUGUGCGAGUAGUAUUCGUAAGCUUUAUUUGUUGCAAUUAAUGAAACUUCGUUUUACCUUCUGUAUGCAAUAAGAUUGUAAAAUCUUUAGUAUUACUGGCUAUAUCGGACGCUACCAUUGACUUUUGCGCAUUUAUAUACCUAUGACUACGGAACGUAGAGGACGAGCAGGGGAGAUGUGUAUUAUUAUUUAAAUAUAAUGAACUUGAAGAAUCAUUGAAAUUAUGAUAUUUAGUGCAAAAGAAAGACACCUUAAACAUAAAUAAUACACGUUGAAUUUGUAAUGAACUGUGUGUGUAAAAUGAUACAUUUGAGAGAGACUGCAUAUCUUUCAAAUCUAUCUUUAUUCGUUUUUAAGGAGUACAAAUCUCAAUCACUAGUUUUCUUUUUUUUUUCUUAAUCUCUAUUGAUAAAGAUUAUAAAUGCAGAUUACUACAAAUCAUGAUUGCUUUAGGUGCUAUUGAAAUAUAAAUACGAGAGGAUUCACAUUUUCGCGUAAUCAUUACGUACAAUCAACAGCUAUCUUAUGUGUUGAUCUAUCUCACGAUUUUUAAUUUAUAGACUAGAAAACGAUUUCUCUAAUUUAAUUGUAAGACAGCUUUACAAUUAAGGCUGUUUAUUUGGUAGCACCUGUAUUUGCGUCAAAGCAGCCUUGUUAUUGUGUAAUAUAAAUUACAUAAUCUAAACCUAAACACGGAUUUACAUGUAUUACAGUGAUACACAUCGCGUGUAAUAUGUACUGGAAUCCACACAUCGGAGUGGUAGACAAGUAGAUUAUAAACUCCUUUCACAAUAAACACAAUGAAAACGCACUUAUAUUACGUACUGUUAAGUUCCUAGCCUUGUUAUUGCGCAAUCGUAAUUAAUUAACAUGUUCGUUAUCAGGGUCACACAGAUGUAACCGAUCAGUUUUCUUUAUACAAUCACUCGGACAGCACAAAUCUUUCAAGAACUUGUCUGUCUUAGAGACGUCUCUUGGAGGUCUGUGCUCUAUCUAAAUAAUUAAUUUUUAUUUAUCUUUUUAAUUGACAUUUGAUGUGUCGAUGAUCCACAUAAGUGAAUCAAGUCUGUUUUACAUAAUUAUGUUGAAAGAAUGGUGACCCACGAGAAGGAGGGUUCCACAAAUUAACUACGCUAGAGAACAUGUUAAUCUUAUAUCAGCCGUCGAUCUCGCAUGUCACUCGAAAAUAAACAUGCGUCCUUAGUCGUGUUAAGUUUAUAGUUUUGUAUCUUGAAGAAAAAGAAAGCGAAAAGUGUAACCGUUACUUCGAUUUCUCCGAUUGUAGAAUAUAGAAAGUGUCUCACACAAUGUAUCUGACAGUUACUAAAAAUCUAUAGAUUCACAUGA